AUGGUAUUUGAAUCGUUGGUUGCCGACCUUCUGAAUCGAUUCCUCGGUGAUUUCGUCGACAAUCUCGACUCGUCACAAUUGAACAUCGGAAUUUGGGGAGGUGAUGUGAAACUUGAGAAUUUGCAAGUCAAAGAAACGGCGCUGGACGACUUUGACCUGCCAGUCAAACUCAAAUAUGGGUAUUUGUCGUCGCUGGUGCUCAAGAUCCCGUGGAAGAACCUUUACAAUGAGCCGGUGAUUGCCACCAUCGACGGCCUCAAUCUCAUCGUGGUGCCGAAUAAGGGUGUCGUCUACAACGAGGAGAAGGCGAUGAAGAAUCUGCUUGAGGUCAAGAAGAAGACGUUGGCGAGACUUGAAGAAGCGAGAAAGGAGCGUCGAAAGCCGAAAGAUCCGCAAGCGGAUACGUUUGCUGAGAAGAUGGUCACGCAGAUCAUCAAGAAUCUUCAGGUCACCAUCUCUAACAUUCAUGUUCGUUUUGAAGACAAAUACACCAACCGACAUCGUCCAUUCGCCAUGGGAAUCACCCUACAGAAGUUGGAUUUCAAGACCACUGAUGAGAACUGGAAGGAGACGAUUCAUAAGGACGUUGUCAAGAUCAUUUAUAAGCUUGUCUCUCUUCAGAAUCUUGCUGUUUAUUGGAAUUCGGAUACGGAAUUUAUUUCGGAUCUCAAUGAUAAGGAGAAGAUACGGAAACGAUUGCAGGAAGCGAUCCAUAAUGGCAAGAACGCGCCACAAGGAUUCAAAUAUAUUCUGGAACCGAUUCAAAUGGAAGCGAAACUCAAGCUGAAUCAAAAGCCGGAGACCGAUGGGAGCAAUUGGAGCAUUCCGAAAAUCGACUUGGCUGUUGAUAUGCACGCGUUGGCCUUGUCCAUCGGCAAAUUCCAAUAUCAAGAUGUUCUUUUGUUCUUGGAAGCUCAGGAACGAUUCAAUGCUGCGACCCAGUACUUGAAGUAUCGUCCACAGCUUAACGAAUAUCAUGGGCAUUACAAAGAAUGGUGGAGAUUUGCCUACACAUCGAUUCUUGAGGAGAAGGUUCGUCGUAGAAGAAACAAUUGGUCAUGGGAGAGAAUGCGGAAGCAUCGGCGUCUUGUUCGCGAUUACCAAGCGGCUUGGGUCAAACAUCAAACGGAGAGCAGCCCUGGCGCAGAAGCUGAGAAGAUAAUCAAAGAAGCCGAGAAGACGUUGGACGUGUUCAAUGUGAAUGUCGCCCGACAACAGGCGGAGCUUGAGAUUGAUCGCAAGGGGCUCACGCGUCUCGAGGACAAACCGCAAGGAUGGGUUGCUUGGGGCAAGAGUUGGUUCGGCGGAGGCGGUGGAUCGCAAGGAGGAGAGCAUAAGCCCGACGGAAAGGAUAUUGGAUCACAAUUCCAGGCGGCGAUGACUCCGGAAGAGAAAGCCAAAUUGUUCGAGGCCAUUGAUUAUCAGGAGAACAUCCCACCGACCAAUUAUCCCAAGGAGUACGUCGAGAACAAGUUCUCGUUCAAAUUGGGACAAGUUGCCAUCGCUGUCGAUGGAGCUGUUGGAAUGCAGCUCAAAAAUAUCAAGGCUGAUGUCGAGCAGCGACCAAGCGCUGGGGCCACUCACGUCGAAUCUUCUAUUGAAGACUUGCGCAUGGAUGGUGAAGGUGUUGAUUUGAUUCGUGUUCGCGAUCCAUCGAUGCCGUGGAUGUCGUUCCUUCUUGAUACCAAUCCAUUGCAAGGAGGUUACGAUCAGCUUGUGAAGUUGGCGAUUGCUCCGAUUAACAUUAAAUAUCAGGCGUUGCCUAUCAAUAAAGCUAUUGAUGUGUUCAAGCCGCCAGAGUCGGUUAGACUCAAUCAGCUCACCGCAUUGGCGAUGUCGAGAUACGAAGAAGUGAAAGCGCGAUCAGCUACUGGCCUUGCACACGCUGUUGAGAAUCGCUCGAAGCUUGUGCUUGAUGUUCAAAUCCAUCCAGCUCGUGUCUACAUUUCCGAAGGAGGUGUCUAUGAUGUGCAGAAGCCGACACUUCUUGCUGAUCUUGGACUCCUUUCUGUCGUUACCGUCGACAAUAGCAAUGCUGACACAUCUGGAAUGGACAAAAUGACGCAGAUCAUGGAGAAGGCUUAUGAUCGAUUCCACGUCAAGUUGAGCAAUGUUGUGAUUGCUUACGCGGAGAAUGUGGAGAAGGUUGAAGGAUGUGUGCAUCAACCGGAGUCUCCGCUUCAUGUGUUGAAGCCUACGGGAUUAGAUAUUCAAAUUCAUAAGAGUUCUAUUGAUGAUCUACGAUUGGCAAAAAUGCGUGUGAUUGGAGACCUUCCGGAUAUUGUUAUUGGAAUCUCGGAUGAACGUCUCAUCGGUCUCAUGAAGCUCUUGUUGUCGAUUCCUACCCCGGCACCAGAUGAGAAGACAGCGGCUGAGAAACAGCUUGAGGAAGUUCCAGUGGCAAAGGUCAAGGAUCGCGCGAAGAUGAGAACUAUUAUGGAGGCUGAAGAGAUGGAAGAGGAUACGACGCAAAAGGAGGAAGAGAAGAAUAAGUCGCAUGAGCAGCAAGUGCAGAUUGAGCUCGAUCUUAAACUCAACCAGAUCGGAGUUGUUGUUUAUCGCGAUGACAAGGUGUUUUGUGAUGUGUCUAUUCUUCAAAUGGCGUGCAAAUUGCAAAUGCGCACAUUUGAUAUGGUCGUGACCGCCGAACUCGGAUCUAUUAGGGUGUCACUUCCUGAAUUCAAAUCUCUUGAUCCUCGAAGAAACCAUCUGUAUUUGAUUGACAACGAUGAAGAAGACGGAGCGUUGAUGUCGCUGAAGUUCGUUCAGGCGAAUCCAGAAUCACCGUUUUUCGCCACCGAAUAUGAUUUGACUGAACAGGCCAUUGACUUUAACUUUACUAAUUUGAAUGUUUCCUUGCAUCAGGAAGGAGUUCUCCAAUUGAAAAAGUUUGGAGAAGACUUACAAUCUCAACUAAACGAGCUGCAGAAAGAUAAGAAGCCGGAAGAGAAAAUCGAGGAUGUUGCCGUUCAGAUGACCAAGAAGCUUAGCGACAGUGUGCUUUCGAUUGCAUCACUCUCGAAAGAGAAGAGAGUCCGAAAGAAGACGACCGCUGGAACUGAAACAGCUGCGGACACGGAUCGUCACAUCAAGCAACGAAUCAAAGCCAAAUUUGGAAGCUUGGGAUUGCUUUUGGGAACCGAGAAGAAUCUUAUGCUCAAACUCGCCAUUGAACAUAUCAAUGCCAAUGUCAAGAUGACGGCAAAAGCGAUGGAAGUUGUCGCGACACUUCGCGCGAUUUCCAUGGAAGAUUGCACCGAAUCUGCACUUUAUCGCAAGCUUCUCUCCGUUCAUGGAAACGAGGAUAUGCUUCGAUUCGACUUUGUUCAAUAUCAGCGAACUGAGGAUCAACGACAACUCAUGGCGCCGAGCGAUGUUGAUAUGGUUGUGAAGAUGCGACUUGCUCAGAUGAGAUUCGUCUUCCUCAACAUAGUCAUCGUUCGACUAAUGGCCUGGAUCGCGCCGUUUCAGAAUGAAGCUAUUAAAGCAGCGCACGCGGCUCAGGCUGCUGCCGCGGAGAAGGCUGCUGAAGCUGCGCAGAAUGUGAAGAAGGUGCUCGAAACAUCGCCGCCGAGAAUCAAGCUCGACGUUCUCCUUGAAGCGCCGUAUAUCGUGGUUCCGAGACUUUCUACGAGUCGUGACGUCAUUGUGCUUCAUUUGGGUCGUCUCACUGUGAACAAUGAGAUUCGCGGCGAUUCGCAUCAUCCGAAGGCUGUUCUUGAUCGAAUGGAUAUUAAAAUGACUGACAUUACUUUUGGAAUGGGUCGAAUGGAUCAGAAUAUCGCUAACGUUUCCUCGACAUGCCUCAUUCUCAAGCCGCUCACGUUUGCACUUGCUUUACAAAGAAAUCUGACAUUUGCUAAUGUCAAACAGCUCCCAGAAAUUGUGGUUGACGCUCAUUUGCAUUCCAUUGAAGUUGAAAUGUCGGAUGUUGACUAUCGAACGCUGAUGAUGACCUUGUCCGGAAAUUUGGCCGAAGGACAGGAUAUUGAGAUCGCCGCUCCACCACCGCCGCCGGAGCAACUAGCCGUCGAAGCAACUACCGCUAACGCAAAGACACCCGAGAAGAAGCCGAAAGAUCGUGAAGCUUCUGCGGGAACUCCUCUCAUUGAGCAAGCGCAUACAAGAAUCGUCUUCCAAUUCGUGUUGGACAAGAUUGAAGCCGUUCUGCACGAAGGAGAAGCUGUUGAUGGCGAGAGAGACAUGAAGGGCGCGUUUGCUUCGAUGCGAUUGAAUAAUGUGAAGAUGUCGGGAAAGAUUGCGGAAGACAAUGCUAUUGUGUUCGCGAUGUCUCUUGACGAGUUCACUAUGAAUGACGAGCGUAAGGAGAAGACGAAAAUCAGCAAACUUAUGGAUAAGAAGGGAGCUAGAGACGAGCGAUUCAUCGAUUUGAACUUCAAUCAGGAUAGCGAGGCCAACAAACAAGUCCGUCUCAAGAUGACGGCAUUUGUCAUCUGUCUGUGCCCGGAGUUCCUGGGAUGUCUCACAAGAUUCUUCAAUGUUCCUCAAAGUGAGGAGGAGAUUGAGCGCCAAAUCGCGGCUGCUCCGACGAGCAAGGCCGCCGUCGCCCAAACGAAGUCUGCUUCAAGCGGUCCUGCUCAACCGGCAGGAACACUUGCGAUUGAUUGCGAUAUGCAUGGUGUCGAGGUGAUCCUCGUCGAGGAUUCGAUGCAUCCGGACACCUCACAGGCGUUGAUCUUGUCGUUCAACAUCACUGCUGCUUCACAUCCGAAUGAGGCGACGAAGGAUACGAAGAUGAAUGUUGCGAUUGAGAAUCUCACCGUGUUCAGCUCUUAUUACCUUCAAAGCCGACGUGACGAAGUGACAUAUAAGGUGUUGAGUCCCGUGACGAUCGAAGCCUUGGUUAACAUGAACACCGAAUCGAAGACAACAGAUGCUCUCCUCAAAAUGGGAGCAAUGGAAAUCAAGAUGUCGCCAUCGAUUAUUCGACUACUUUCGGCCGUUUCGGCGGAAUUCGCCAAGAGCAGUGCCGUUGAGACUGAUGCGAAGUCGACGAAGACGCCGACGCUCAAGAAAUAUCCGAACUAUUUCGAUGCGAAGCCGCUUGAUUACAGAAAGUAUUGGUUUUUCUCUGCUCCAGUCGCUGAAGAGGCGGUUGAGCAUAACGAAGAUGAUGAUACCCAUACUGCGGUAGAAGUCAGCAUGAUUGGCAAGGAAUCGGCGAAGCUCGAAUUUGAGAAUAUCUCAUUCACGCUGGAAGCAGGAACUGGAGCAAUUCCGGUGCCAUUGAUUUUCUUGGACAUGCACAUCAAUGCUGAAGCACAUGACUGGUCGUCGGCGAUGCGUGUCAACUCGGAUAUCUCACUCCAGAUGUCGUAUUAUAACGAGUCUGUGAGCGUCUGGGAGCCGAUCAUUGAGCCUGUCGAGAAUGAGAAGGGAGAGUUUGAGAGAUGGAAACUCGCGAUGACGAUGAAGUCAAGAAACAAGAUGGAUCCGAAUGACACUUCUCCACAAACUGAUAUCAAGAUUGAGGCUGAUAAGAUGCUUAACGUUACUGUCACCAAAUCAUUGCUUACCCUUGUGAACAAGCUCACAGAAGUGUUCGCCGCCGCUGCGCAGAAGAUUACCCCUACUCAAACUCGCCAACUUCCUGGAAUCUCACCAUUCGUUGUUCUUAACGAGACCGGCGUUGCUGUCAAGGUGUGCGAUUCGGAAUCGAUGCGUGUCAGCGAGGACGGAGAACCCGUUGACGCUACUCAUGGAGCUUUUGUUGAUGUUUAUUUGAAGAAAGAUAUGCUUAAGACUAUUGAGUCUCAUCGUCUCGCUAUCGAACAAGAGGAAGUCACCGGCGAUUUGAAGCUGGAACUGCUCGGAACAACUCGAGAUGUCAAGAUUGGACGCGCUGAGAAGAAGAUUGUUCAUUUACCGAAGACGAGCAAAGGAGGACAAAAGUGGAUUGCUGUUGCUGAAACGACGAUUGAGAACAGCCGACGAUUGGUUACGUUGACGUCUCAUGUCAAAGUCACCAACCAUCUCAGCUACGCUGUCGAGCUCUACUCGAAACGCGACACGACGCUCGAUUUGUUCGGAGUCGUCGAACCUGGAGAAUCUCUUCCAUUGGCUGUGCCACUCCUCUUCUCACCGACCGGAGAGAUUUUUGUGAAGCCAGUUGAUGAUCAAUACGAAGUUUCGACGGAGUCUCUUUGCUGGCACGCAUUUGAGCACAACAAACGUCAAGCGGUGCGAUGCGAGAUCGACACAACCGAUGGAACAUACAGAGGAAUCUACAUUGAUAGUGUAGUCCACGAGGAAAAGAUUACAGAUGGUUUGGAUCUGACUGUCAGCAUCUUCCACGUUCACCUUCAUCCACCACUCGAGUUCCACAACUUGUUGCCAUAUGAGAUCACCAUGGAAGUUCCCGAGGCGAAGACGAUGGCAGCGGGAACCUCGUCGUUGCUUAAUGUUGUCACCGGAAGCAAGGUUAAACUCGCUGUCGAUUACCUUGGAGAGAAGUAUGUUCUUGACAUGCCGAUUCCCGAAAUCAAGAAGGAUGUCGAAGUGGUCGCGUUGAACACUGAAACUGGAUCAGAUGAAUUGCUUCUUGGAUUACAUUGGACGAGUGAGUAUGGCGAUCAGAAGGUCUACCUCUAUGCUCCAUUCUGGCUUGUGAAUAAUACUGAAAAGAUAUUGAAACAUGUCGAGAGCAGCGGAAAUAUACUGACGAAUACGGCGCGAGGUUGUGUGCCGUGCGGCAGGAAAUCGGUCAGCGCUGCCAAAGAGAAUGAGGACGCGGUUCAACAUUUGCCGGACAUGAAUCCGAUCAUUUUGCCGUUCCCGGCCACCGAUCUUGCCAAGAAGAAGAAGGCUAAAGUCAAGAUUGACAACGUUUCCGAAUGGUCGGAUGAGUUCCCGUUGGAUACGGUAGGAAAUGCGAUGAGAAUCACGUGUAGAGGAAAGGAAUGCGAUUACGACCUUACGGUAGACAUCAAAUUGUGCCAGUCGGGUCUCACCAAGAUUGUCACAUUUUCGCCAUUCUAUCUUGUCUCGAACCUUGGCAAAUAUCCUAUGGAGAUCAAAGAAGAAACGUCUAGCGAAUGGGUUGAGAUUCCGGCGAACACUUGCGUUGGCAUCUGGCCAGCUUCGAGAAAGAAGAAAAAGCUUGUGAGUGUGAAAUACCAUGGGGAAGCGAACGAGUCUUUGCUGUUUCCGAUCACUGAGAAUUACGAUACGUUAUGUCACAUGGAUAACGACGCUGUUGGUGUCGAAGUCUCGGUGUCGACUGGAGAAUCAUCGGUGGCAAUUCAUUUGACGCCGUUCACUCCCGGAGCUUGUCCUGUUCAAAUCAUGAACACACUGAAGAUUCCGGUGACUUUCGGACAGAAGGGACACAAGAAGUUCAAAGUUGAACCGCAUGAGGUCGCCCAUUUCACUUGGUCGAGCAUUGUCGAUGAGCGUAUUCUUGAAGUUGACGUUGGUUCGUGGCAUCAUGAGGAUCGACUUGAUCAGAAUAGAUUCGGAGACUUGCAACCGGAUAAGAAUGUCAGAAGAUUCUGCUAUUUCUCGAACUUCUUGAUUGGUCGUCAACGUGUUUUGUUGUUCACCAGCGACAUGGACAUCGCAAAGAACGCUUAUGGUUCAUGGGAGACUGACGUUGUCGAUAUGCAAGCGGAGAUCAGUCUUCAAGGAUUCGGACUCUCCGUGGUCGACAAUAUCGUUGGACGUGAGAUCAUAUACAUGGCCAUCUCCUCGUCGGAUAUUCUUUGGGAAGAAGAGGUCAAGAAGGGUAGAUUCAAGCCAUUGGCGGUGAAAUAUAUGCAAGCACUCGAGGAGAAAUACCAGAAGUCGUUGACAUCGCCGUCCGGAACUGGAUUUGAGCCGCUUGAGGGGUACGAAGUCAGCUUAACCAACAUGAUCCUAAAGAAAAAGAAGGGCAAAGAAGUGAAAAUCCGGCGAAUCUUCGAACAGGGAUUGUGGGCGAGCUACGGAAAAAGCGCGCAGAGAACUCGACUUCACGCCAAGAUCAAUCAUUUGCAAAUCGACAAUCAGCUCGAUGCGUGCGUCUUCCCGCGGGUCUUGUCGGUUGUUCCCCCACCGAAGAGUGUCAUUGUUGAUAAUACUCCGAAACCAUUCUUGGAAUUAUCACUUCUUCAACGUCAACCGGAAUACUCAUCAAUUGCUGAGAUCGAAUACGCUCACGUCUUACUCCAAGAGUUCUCAGUUUGUGUCGACCAGGGUCUCAUCAACGCUCUUCUCCUUCUUAUUUCUGGCGAAGUUGCCAGAAAACCAUAUGGAAAAGAAAUGUUUGACGAGGAUCUCAAAAUCUGUCAUGUGUCUCUAUCCGAGACAGCCAAGGCUUACAAAUCUCAACGGCCGAAGAGCUUCUACAACGAUUUGCACAUCUCGCCGAUAAUGAUGCAUUUGUCGUUCUCGCAAGGUGGAACUACUGCAGAUCACUCAAAUGGUGGUGGCUCGAUGCCAAUCCAAUCAGAAUUCAUAAAUGUGUUCAUGAGAUCGGUCGGUGUCACGCUCACCGAGCUGCAGGACGUUGUGUUCAAGCUUGCCUACUUUGAGAGAAAAUGUACCUUCUAUAGUCCAGAUCAGCUGAAUGCCGAGAUUAUUAGUCAUUAUGCGAAGCAAUUCAUCAAACAGCUUUAUGUUCUUGUUCUUGGAUUGGAUAUUAUUGGAAAUCCGUUCGGACUUGUUCGCGAUCUUUCGGCUGGAGUCGAAGAUUUGUUCUACCAACCAUUCCAAGGAGCCAUUCAAGGUCCCGAGGAAUUCGCUGCUGGUGUCGCCCUUGGUGUUCAGUCCAUGUUCGGGCAUGCCGUCGGCGGAGCUGCUGGAGCCGUCGGUCGAAUUACGGGAACGGUUGGCAAAGGCGUUGCCGCUCUCACAUUCGACGACGAGUACAUGAGAAAGCGACAAGAGGAUAUGAAUCGAAAGCCGCAAACGUUCAGCGAGGGAAUGGCCCGGGGAUUCAAGGGUCUCGGAAUGGGCGUUGUCGGUGGACUCACAGGAGUGGUGACGAAGCCAAUCGAAGGCGCGAAACAAGAAGGUGGCAUCGGAUUCGUGAAGGGAGUCGGAAAGGGUCUGAUCGGAGUGGUGACACGGCCAGUUUCUGGUGUCGUCGAUUUUGCCAGUGGAACGAUGAACUCUGUCAGAGCUGUUGCUGGAACGAAUCGCGAGGCUGGACCACUUCGGCCACCUCGUGUACUCCGAGCCGACAAAAUUGUCAAGCCAUAUUCAAGCUCGGAUGCUUAUGGAUUCAAGGUGUUCAAGGACACUGAUAGAGGAGAAGUUGCCGAGACCGACGAGUACAUCACCCAUGCAUCGAUCAAUGAUAAGCUUGUGUUCUUGGUGACCGAUCGGCAGAUCAUUUUGAGCAAGCGAACUGAUGUGAUGGGAGUAUGGAGCUCGGACUGGAAUGUGGAAUAUUCAAAGGUCAAAGAGCCGGAAUUCAUUCCUGGAGGUGUCAAGAUUCUUCUAAAGGAGAAAAAGAAGGGUUUCCUUGGCAUUGGUUCAUCUGAUGGCAAAGUGAUCACGUUCGAAAAUGCCGAACGAAUUCAGAAUAAGCUUCUGAGUGCCUACAAACGAGCCACAAUGCUUUCCUAA
Molecule: messenger RNA, 9570 nt
Organism: Caenorhabditis bovis
Lineage: Eukaryota; Metazoa; Nematoda; Chromadorea; Rhabditida; Rhabditidae
Source: the annotation of a GenBank genome assembly